This is a messenger RNA of Engraulis encrasicolus (European anchovy), 2898 nucleotides long. Its product is annotated as progesterone receptor-like. NCBI's taxonomy places the organism in Eukaryota, Metazoa, Chordata, Actinopteri, Clupeiformes, Engraulidae. Gene Ontology annotation, molecular function: zinc ion binding; nuclear receptor activity; estrogen response element binding. Gene Ontology annotation, cellular component: nucleus; chromatin. Gene Ontology annotation, biological process: nuclear receptor-mediated steroid hormone signaling pathway; male gonad development; positive regulation of transcription by RNA polymerase II. The transcript has 8 exons. Bases 90 to 2177 code for a protein of 695 amino acids. The record is from RefSeq and is a predicted model, not a curated record.
CGUUGCCUAAAUGCUCCGCAGGGAACUCCCACUUCAGCUCGUACAUUACUCCCAAACAAUUUCUGUAGUGCAUCUAAUGUGUUGGUAACAUGUACAGAGUGUCGUUCCUCGCUAUGCAGGAGUGGAUGUCUGACAGAAAAUACCAAUCUGCCACUUCCGAUCUUGGAGUGGAGAUUGCGCAUGGAGGUGGCGCGCGCUCCUGCUCUAGCGCUUCCCGUGAUUCCCUUCGUACCCAAGUCUCCGAGGACACCAACAAACUCUGCGACGCAGUCUCUCUUUCCCUCGGUCUACAUUCGGAGCCGGAUACUUACGACGCUGAACAGCCCCCGUCGAGGCGAGAGAGCGCGCCCGGUGAGGACGGAUUUGCUCAUGCGUCACGGGAGUUGCCAGAGGCAGGAAAAAGAGCGCAUUCGCCGUGUUUCCGAACUCAGGUGGAGGGCAGGAGACCAGGACCCCCUUCAGGCUGGUUCGAAAGUUUUCAGAGAAAGAGAGACGACCACCCAUUGCGAAUGUCAUACCUGCAGCUGAAAGACGCCGCCGAUGCAGAAUCGAGCAAGGAGUUUCACAGAAGCCGGGGGUUACCCCCGAACCACAGCGUCAGUGUGCAUUGCCGAAGUUUGGACGAAUCAGACGCCCCCUUUUCUCAAUCUGAAGAGAUUAUGCAGACGAGCAUCAGACAGCCGAAUGCUGUGGAGAAUGCUGUCGAUCAAUGGCCUAAAAACGCUUUCGCGCAGACAUCUGGGACGUUUAAAACUGACCUGGAAUACCCUUGUCCGUCUCGGGCAAGUCUUUGCUGGGACGGCGCAGGCAGAACAGCAGCCCAGCCCUCAAGGCACUGCCAUGUUCCAUCUAUGAAUUACUCUCCUUAUGAUCUCUUUUUACGGAAUUGCAGUGACUACUCUCUGUGCAGCCCUCCACUAUCGUUUAAUGGGCAAUAUCCAGAGUCGUAUUAUCCUGGAGGGAUUUAUGGUAGGAUCCCAGCCACUGCCGCUCUACCCAGGCCAUGUGAGUGGACGAGCGGAAGGAGCAGCCUCAGCCCCGGCUUCAGGCUGGAGGACAUGAUGCCCAUGAGUCUUCUGCUGGCGGCCCCGAGGGUCUGCCAGAUCUGUGGUGACGUGGCCUCUGGGUGUCACUAUGGAGCUCUCACUUGCGGCAGCUGCAAAGUGUUUUUCAAGCGGGCCGCAGAAGGAAAACAGAACUUCCUGUGUGCUAGCAGGAAUGACUGCACCAUAGACAAACUGCGGAGGAAGAACUGCCCUUCUUGUCGUCUGAAAAGAUGCUUCGAGUCAGGGAUGACUCUCAGAUCUCGGAAGCUGAAGGUGAUCGAUUCCCAGAAGCCGCUGGAGAGGAGUGACUCUUCGGGGCCCUCUGCUGUCGAGACGGCCCCCAGUGGCAGCGCUGCUCCAGCCAUGGUGCCGGCCCACCUCCUGGAGACACUGCACAGCGUCCUGGGCCACAUAGAGCCGCUGAUGGUGCACGCUGGACACGACGCGGCCCAACCCGACAGCGCCACCGCCCUCCUCACCAGCCUCAACCAGCUGGGAGAGCGACAGCUCGUCUCUGUGGUCAAGUGGGCCAAAGGAGUACCAGGUUUCCGUAAUCUGCAUGUGGACGACCAGAUGAUGGCGAUCCAGUACUCGUGGAUGGUGAUCAUGGUGUUUGGGCUGGGAUGGAGGUCCUUCACAGAAGCCAAUGCCACCCACCUCUUCUUCGCCCCUGACCUCGUAUUCAACGAGCAGAGGAUGCAUGCGUCAGGGAUGUAUGAGGACUGCGUGCGUCUGCGUCAGCUGUCACAGCGGUUCAGUGCCCUGCGGGUGAGCCGAGAAGAGUUCCUCUGCAUGAAGGCCCUCCUGCUCUUCAGCUUCAUUCCAGCGGAGGGUCUGAAGAGCCAGAGUUGUUUUGACGAGCUGCGCAGCACCUACAUCAAUGAGCUGGGCCGCCUGGUGACCACUCGGGAGCAUGGCAACCGCAACGAGCGCCUCUUCCAGCUCACUCAGCUCCUCGACUACCUACAGCUGAUCGUCCAGAAGCUGCACCAGUUCACCUAUGACCUCUACCUUCAGACACUCAUGCUGCAGACCAAGGUGAACUUCCCUGAGAUGAUUUCCGAGAUCAUAUCCGUUCAUGUGCCCAAGAUCCUGCGAGGCCUGGUUAAGCCUAUCCUGUUCCACAAGUGACAGCUGCAUAAAUUCACACCAUUGUCAUUUCGAUCCAUUGUGUAGCGUACAUCGCCAACUGCAUAAAAUUACACCAUAAUUUCAAGUCAUGUAAAUAAUUGCUCACAUCAUUCCUCUCGACUCGUCCUUUUACCAUACUGUUUUCUGUUGUAUCUUUGCUAGCCUUAAGUUUUAGCAUGUCACAUGAUCACUGUACAUUGGUUCAUUUACAAUUUACUGAAACCUUCUUUUUGCCCCCAGAAGCUAGAAUUUAAGUGAGUUCUGUUGUAUAUUCCCUCAUGUAAAAAUCUUAACUAAGCUUCCAUAACAAAACACUUGUCUUAAAAUGUUAGUAAUAGGGUGUCUUAGGAAUACUGCUGUAAGCCAUCCCUAAUGCCAAGAGAAAGCCUAAGUCUUGCUGUAAAUUAAUGCCUUAAAGCCUUAUGAGGAAAAGCCUUAUGCAUUCUCAUUCUCUUGAUCAGGAAUUGUCAACCAACUUACUUUUAAAUUUUAAUGUGAAAUAUAUAGCCAUGACAAAAUGUGCAUGAUGUUAAUAAUAUUAUGGCACAUCAGGGAUUCAAAUGUGCAAAUUGUAUUUUCAUAAGACUUUUUCAUGAUAGUAAAAAAAAAACCCUCCUUUGUCAAGCUAUUAAGUUUUGCAGUAUUUUAUGCCAUCUGCUUUGUGUGUGUCUCCGUGUGUGUGGAUCUGUGUGUCUAUUUUGUAAAUAAAAGCAAGUUGAAU